AGAUAAAUGCUUAGCUAUACCAUCGUCAGUUGCCCUGAAUAGAUCAGUAAAAGCGCAAUCGAACAUUCACAUCUCGAUAUAAAUUCAGGAGGAAGCUGUGGGCAUUCAGACACCAUGAACAGCUUCACCUUAUUCCUUCCUUUAUUAUUGUCCUUAUUUAUACAUUCCGAAUGUGGAUGUUAUGAAAACUGGAGCCGCUGCACACCACAAACAGCGUUUGCAACGGGGAUCCUGUGGAAAUCAUGUGCUGAUUACUGCAGAAAAUGUAAGGGUAGAUUAAGCGGGCAUUGUGUCAAAGUUUACAACAAGGAGUGCAGCGGUGGAUAUCAGUGCCAAUGCAUUGGAGGAUCACGUGCUAAAUCAAAAAAUCCACUCGAUAUAGCUACCUGCGCUUUCGGACUAUGACCUCAAACUAUGGCUACUUUGUAAUGACGGUAAAAGCUGUGAUUUCUUUGUGAUUACUUCGUAAAAUAAUUUGUCAAUUUCAUUUCUAUCUUCCUCUUACUCAUCGCAAGUACUCUACAUCGCACGAUAGCUUUACCAAUAAAUUUUGCACAUAUCUAGUGUAAAGGCCGUUUUGUUUCAAACAGACAUACUUUUUGUUCAAUGGGAUUGUUUCAAUGGCUA
This is a messenger RNA of Cylicocyclus nassatus, 627 nucleotides long. The record is from the annotation of a GenBank genome assembly. Lineage: Eukaryota; Metazoa; Nematoda; Chromadorea; Rhabditida; Strongylidae.